GUUUCGUAUGAUACAUAUGAUACGUAUCAUGCGUAUGAUAUAUAUGAUACGUAUUGUAUAGUAUAACCCUUCCUCUAAGGUGCGUGCUUUUGGGGGCUUGUCAUUAGGGGUACUGUAGUGUACCUGUAGCAGUAGCUGGUCGGUAUUGGAAGUUGUACCACACCGUCAACAGAGAACUUUGCAUGUGCCCACAUUAUUGUCAUUUUUGGGGGUACGUGGUGGCAAAUCUGACGGUCCGCUUCAACCCUUACGCGGCCAUGCAACAGCCCAACGGAGAACGGCAUCCUAACGAAUAUGGAGGCGUCGAUGGGUUCAACCAGCUUUGCAUUGACUCAGAGGCAGCAGUGCUUCAAGAGUUCGCUUUUGCGAUCGCAACCACACCAACACCAGCUCACUUCAGCACUGCAGGAUUCGUGUGAAACAACGUAAAGACCUUUGCAUCUCCGUCUUAUAUUUUGAUUUGACUUAAGGCAUUACCUUUCUGCAAUGGCAUUAGCAAACAGUUGUGUUUCUCCUGGUAGCCUGAGCUCCAGUAGCGACGUUGAAGUUGUAGACGGCAUGAGUAGUAGUACCAAGCUGCAGCCUAGGAGCGGAGGAGGGUUCCUCAAGAGUGCCUUUCCACUGAAAGAUGAUCAAGAUGAUAAGCUCCAACCCAAAGAUGAUAAUGAAAAGUCGUUCAGUGUAGGACUGAGUCUUGACGACGAGGAAGAUGAAGAGGACAGGAGCAUUCAUACCAUCUCUACUGCUAGCCCCAGUGCAAGCGGUAGCACUCUGGUGUGCAACUCUUGCAUGGACGAGAGUGCCUCGAGUGCUUACAGUGAUGCUGAUAGCGUGGCGUCGUCUUGUUUGCAAGAUUCCUCUGCGAACAGUAACAACAAGCCUGCACGGAGCCCUCGUCGAAAGCGAAGAAUGCGUCUCUCCAAGUCCCUUACGGCGUUGUCGUCCUCAUUGACGUCGUCCUCCAAGUCUCCACACCAACAUGUACUCCUGAUGACAGCGCCAGCGGUAUACCCCACCAUGGUCGCAACCAAGUCGGCUCUGCGCAAGUCCUCGUCCUACGGAUGCCUGCAACCUUGUUGCCAAGUCAUUCCCAUCGCCACCAAGUCCAAAGCCUGGAAACAGCUACCAGCCCCUCGCCACGUUCCCAAAUUCGACCGUGAAGUGCACGAAGAACUCUUGCAGCAACAUCACCCAACCAACCAAGUGGAACAAGAGCCCUUUUCCUCAUUAUUUGCGGCCCGCAGCGUCCGGGCGUCCAUGGUCAAACACUUGAAACGAGUCUCCUUCUCCGAUGUCAAUAUCCGAGAACACGCACUCACAUUGGGAGAUAAUCCCAGUUGUCAUUUGGGGGCACCCGUCUCGUUGGAUUGGUCGUACAACCAACAUUCUGCCAUGUCGGUCGACUAUUACGAAUAUCAACGGAACCGACGAGCGUAUCGGGACUUGCGACUCCCACCCGUUCAUCGACAGGAACUCUUGCUUCAGUUUGACAUUUCACCCGAAGAAAUGCGUCGUGCCAAUGUCGAAAAGGAAAAGGUACAACGACAGCGAGAAAUCACACGCAGUUUCCUCGUCCCCACCGCCAUGGAACUCGUCGUCGAGUCGGCGAUUCGAAAGAUGAAGCGGUCCUUGUCCGUACGAUAAACAUCAAGUACUAGUAUACAGUCGUGCAGUACAUACCAAAGCAAACUCAUUGUACAUACCAAACUGAUCAUAGAAACAUCAAAAGCUUAUAUUAAAGAAUAGAAUUUGUAUAUACUACCACAAC
Seminavis robusta is the source of this 1768-nucleotide messenger RNA. Lineage: Eukaryota; Bacillariophyta; Bacillariophyceae; Naviculales; Naviculaceae. The record is from the annotation of a GenBank genome assembly.